Orycteropus afer afer is the source of this 1281-nucleotide messenger RNA. It is a transcript of the gene AADAT, whose product is annotated as aminoadipate aminotransferase. Gene Ontology annotation, biological process: biosynthetic process. Gene Ontology annotation, molecular function: pyridoxal phosphate binding; L-kynurenine:2-oxoglutarate transaminase activity. The record is from RefSeq and is a predicted model, not a curated record. The transcript is spliced from 12 exons. NCBI's taxonomy places the organism in Eukaryota, Metazoa, Chordata, Mammalia, Tubulidentata, Orycteropodidae.
AUGAAUUACGCACGGUUUCUAACGGCCAGGAGCGCAGCCCGAGAGCCGUCUGCCAUUCGACUCCUGACUGAAAUAGUGUCCAGUGCAGCAAAAUCGCUCAUCUCCUUGGCUCCUGGAGCACCAAAUCCAAACACUUUCCCUUUUAAGACUGCUACUAUUACCAUAGACAAUGGAAAGACCAUCCAUUUUGGAGAAGAGAUGAUGAAGAGAGCUCUUCAGUAUUCUCAAAGUGCUGGAAUUCCAGAACUGUUGACCUGGCUAAGACAGUUACAGGUGUACUUGCAUAAUCCCCCCACUCUCCAUUAUCCACCCAGUCAAGGACAAAUGGAUAUAUGUGUCACAUCUGGCAGCCAAGAAGGUCUUUGUAAGGUGUUUGAAAUGUUCAUUAAUCCCGGAGAUAAUAUCAUCCUAGAUGAACCUGUAUAUCCAGGAACACUUCAAGCUCUGCAUCCAAUGGGCUGUAACAUUAUUAAUGUUUCCAGUGAUGAAUAUGGCAUUAUUCCAGACUCCCUCAAAGAAGUACUUUCUAAAUGGAAGCCAGAAGAUUCACAGAACCCGAAGAAAAACACCCCAAAAUUUCUUUACACUAUCCCAAGUGGCAAAAACCCUACUGGAACCUCACUAACAACUGACCGAAAAAAGGAAAUCUAUGAGCUGGCAAGAAAAUAUAACUUCAUCAUAAUAGAAGAUGAUCCAUAUUAUUUCCUCCAGUUCAAGAAGUCCUGGGCACCAACAUUUCUUUCCAUGGAUGUUGAUGGUCGUGUAAUCAGAGCUGACUCUUUUUCCAAAGUCCUUUCCUCCGGGUAGGGCCUUGUGUACCUAACUUAAAGCUCUCUAAAAGUGAUGAAGAAUGUAUACCUCAGUAUCUUUUAGUCUACACAAUUUUUUUCAUUUAAGAUAUUUCUUUUGGUAUCACAGCUUCUACACCUGUGGGGAAGAGAGGACUUCCUGGCUCACGUAGAUAGAGUUACUGAUUUCUAUAAGAACCAGAGGGAUAUGUUAUUGGCAGCUGCAGACAAAUGGUUAAGUGAUUUGGCAGAAUGGUAUGUUCCUACUGGUGGAAUGUUUUUAUGGAUCAAGGUUAAGGGUAUUUCUGAUACAAAACAAUUGAUUGAAGAAAAAGCCAUGAAGAAUCAGGUGUUAAUGGUACCUGGAUAUGCUUUCUUCAUUGAUCACUCAGCUCCUACUCCUUACUUUAGAGCAUCCUUCUCUAUGGCUUCUUCAGAGCAGAUGGAUUUGGCUUUUCAGAGAUUAGCCCAAGUUAUAAAAGAAUCUUUAUGA